This is a messenger RNA of Dinoponera quadriceps, 7229 nucleotides long. RefSeq names its product solute carrier family 41 member 1-like. Gene Ontology annotation, biological process: monoatomic cation transport. The record is from RefSeq and is a predicted model, not a curated record. Gene Ontology annotation, cellular component: plasma membrane. Lineage: Eukaryota; Metazoa; Arthropoda; Insecta; Hymenoptera; Formicidae. The coding region runs from base 2969 to 4597 and encodes 542 amino acids. Gene Ontology annotation, molecular function: monoatomic cation transmembrane transporter activity. The transcript is spliced from 7 exons.
UGCACGAUCGCGAUCAGUCGCGAUGUAACCGCAGAGUGAAACGGCCUCGCACCAGGCCACCGGGUGACCACCAUCAGAUGCUCGACGUGGGCUGAUCUCGCGCCGCAGAACCGAUCACCGGGCACGAAGCCGGCGAUCAACGACCUAGUUAGAACGGUCUCGCCGGAGGACUUUCGUCCUUGGGAGCGAGCGUCCGCCGAGACCACGCUUGAGAAUCCAGGUACGCGAAGAGAGAAAAAGUCGCAACGUGUUGCCUCGAUGGAACACCUUGUAGCGGAGAGAUACGUCUGCAGAGGCGAAGCUUGCGAAUCGCAUUUUCUCCAGCGAAAAUGUCGCGGAAGAUUAGUGGUUGGCCAGCUCGAGUUGAUUUUGAACCACCGUUAACACUUUUCUGUCAUGAGCAGAGUGUAGUAACGGAUGAAACUUUUUUUAGUCCGAGUUGUAGGAAUAUAGGAGAGUUGAAUGUGUGAGUAGAGCAAUAACGAGUAGCAGCAGGAUUGGAGGGUUCGUUGAGACAGGGGUUGCGGAGAAUGCAUCUCGAGAUGGGGAACGAAAAGUCACAAGUACGGUUUGCCAAGUGCACAAAAUCAAGCGGAGAAUUCAGGUGAGCAGAGCACGAGGCCGCUGUUGAAUCGAACCCUUCGGUUUCCCGCGGACGUCGUGAUCGGUGUGACUUUCGUCCCUUCAGGGCGUUACCUCGCACGACGGCGAACUCGAUUGCACGAGGCAAAGUACAUAAGCGAGGUAGAUAGUCGGUUAUCUCGGAUAUGACGCAGGUAGCCGUCGAUAAAGCAUUAUUAACGUAUUCCCGAGGAUUCGUUCAGGGUCAGACUUGAAUCGGUGAGAGGCAUUCCGGGCGGGAUUUUUACGCGCGCGUAAAUAAUCGAGUCUGAACUCUUGUGGAAUGCAUUAUCGGUACGAAUCGGCCGCUACCUGUCCGCCGAUGAUUCAGAAGACGUAGAGAACGCGAAGGACGCGAGAUGCAGAUAGGUGAUGGUCGUGUGCGCUCCGUCGAGGCUCCAGCUGCUUGAUUGCGCGUAGGUUAAGGUUACGAGAACUCGUGCAAUCCGUGCUCGGCGCAACGUGCUUUUCAGGCCUAUUCGCACUUCCACUAGUCGGUCGAUGCAUGACGCAAGGUGCAGCUGACCAGACAAUGAAUAUCAAAUGAUCGCGCGGUCGUCGUCGGCCGACCUCGCCACGUUCCACGUUCGAUCUUAUCAGCGAGGCUUGUAUCUUUAUAUCGAUCGUCGCACGAUUAAACUCCUCUUUUAUCUUUAUUUUCGACUCGAUUUUCGAUAAAAGGAAAAUUAAGUGCCUUUGGUCCGCAAUAAAUAGUCUCAAUGGGCUCGAUAGAAAUUAGUCUCGAGAAGAUUGUCAGUCUUCUCGUAGAGCAAAUCGGCAGAUAGAAAUACAAAAGAGCCGAGAAGAAUUCGACGAUUUUAAUAACAAUUUUCGCAUUUCUUUUUCAUUUCAAGACAAAUUCCUUGAGAGACAAGUUUUGACUCAUCUACACAGAAAAAAAUUUGCGUGAAUAACGGUCCGCUGGAAUUUUUGCGUUUAGCUAGUCGAAUACGUUAACAAGGUUAAAUAUGUUAAUUUGACAUAUAUUUGUGUACUUUUCAACAUAUUCCCAUGUUAAGGUAGUACAAAAUUUCAGUGGACCGUUAUUUACAUCAAGUUUUUUACUGUGUAACUUUCACGGAAAUUAUCAUUUGACGCGCAACAUGUCUUUCUUUCUGCUUCGUAGCAUAUGAUAUGGAUUGUUCCGGUCUCAUUGUACCAAUGUUGCAGCUAGGAUUACGAAAGGCAACGUGGAGCAACACGAAGCAAGGUUGCUCAAUCGAACGGUCUUAAUCGAGCAGCUUGCAGUUUCAAUUUCCACGCGUAACGCCGCGACGAUUGAACAUCGUUAUCGCGAGUCGUGAACACGUCGUGACGUGUUCACCAGUGAUAUCGAAACGCCGUUAUGGAUUUCAGAUAUAGAUAACCGAAGUCGAAAAUCGUUCGCGUUCGCAAAAAUAUGCUCCAUACUGACUGGGUAGAUUACCGAGCCAUGAUGCCACGAGCGACUUGUUAACAUUUUCCGAUCGUCGUACACGUGGAUUACUGUAAUCACAUGUGAUGAGACGCUCGCUAUGAGUGUUAAUAUAGCGAGACGAAGUCUAUCGUGACGAGACCUGUGGGAGGAAACUGAACGUGUUACAUGUUAAUUAGAAUUAAAAACGCGUUUGCAAAAUUAUUUAUCUGAUCUGCACGCUCGCUCGUACCGUAAUAAUUAUUUAUAAACGCGCGACAAUCACAGCAUCUUACAGCUAUGGUCGAGGCGUAUUCCAGCACUUAGCACCGUCGUUUGCAUGCGGACCAUUAUUUCGUAAACGCAUUCGCUCUCACACCCUCGUUAAGUCAGGCCGAUUAUUGUAUCUCGAAGCGAAGUUGAUUCUCGAGACUAUUGGAAAAUUUAAAAUUAAAUCAGCAAUUCAACAUUCAGCGCAUAUUUCCAAACGGAUCUCGAGUCUCCCUGUUUCCGGCGGAGAAUCUAUAGGCGAGUCUGCGACUUUCCGAUUUAUUGUACACCACGUGCUCAAUCAAGCUCACGAUUUCAUUAAAAUGACGAUUAUUUGGCAGUGGUCCACCACAGUAAGAGGCUGCCUACCUUCUCCAACUGGCACCGUUGGAUGAUCCAAUUUCGAUUUACGACAUAAUUAACGGUGACUCCUCCUGAGCAAAUGUGAUCGACGAUCGAGAAGAGCAAGAGAGAAAGAGAGAGGGAGAGAGAGCGGGAAAGAUAGAGAUAGCACACGGCUCCCCUCGCGGUGAUUACGUAAUUUGCAUUGUUUGUGUCCUGAAAUAUAACCGUCUCGUCGGCGAGAGCGCGACGCGCUAGCGCGCUUACGCGAGCCUUAUCAUUCUCAAAGGAGAAUGGCUAUAUAUUCGCGGCAGCGAGUGUCACGCAGCCCUCAGUAGGAAGAUGAUAGAGGGCCAGGUGCAUCAACAUCCGGUACGAGUGCCGCCCGACAAGCCACAGCAUGACCAGACGAGUGUCGGGUGCGUCAAGUUCGAAAAUGAGCAAUGUAAGGAGCCCCUGCUUCCGGAGAAGCAGAACUCCACCAGGAUGACACCGACCGAUGGCCGUUCGCGGACCACCUCCGAAUCGAACACCACCACUAACGGACAAGCCGGCCAAACGAACUCCACCGGCAGCGGACACGCUGACGAGUGCCUCGAGGUGACCAUCUUCGACGAGGCCGGCGACGCCGGUCGGCUGCCGGACGUUGUCGCCGAGAGCAAAAUCUACGGUGUGACCGAGGACGAGCCGCUCGAAUCGUAUUUGGCGAUCACCAUCCAAGUUUUCAUACCUUUCCUCAUCGCCGGUUUAGGCAUGGUGGGCGCCGGAUUAGUCCUCGACCUGGUUCAACAUUGGGUAGUCUUCGAGAAAGUCAACGAGCUCAUGAUCCUGGUGCCAGCACUCCUGGGGCUGAAGGGUAAUUUGGAAAUGACCUUGGCGUCGCGUCUUUCCACCCAAGCGAACCUCGGUCACAUGGACAUGCCAAGAGAGCAGUGGCACAUGAUCGUCGGGAAUCUCGUGUUAAUACAGUGUCAAGCGAUAGUGGUGGGCUUUUUGGGCUCCGUGGUGGCUAUUGUGAUGGGCGCGUUUCGCAACGGCACAGUCUCCUUGGACCACGCGUAUUUGCUGUGCGCCAGUAGCCUGGUCACCGCGUCUCUCGCUUCCUUCGUUCUGGGCCUUAUUACCGCGGGCGUCAUCGUUUUCUCCCGUCAUUGUCAUAUCAACCCGGACAACGUGGCCACGCCGAUAGCUGCCAGUCUUGGCGACAUCACGUCGUUGGCCCUUCUCUCAUGGAUCUCCACCAUACUCUACGAAUCGAUCGACAAGCAGGACUGGGUGGCACCUCUCGUCAUAGCCUGUUAUGUUCUCGUCACACCUCUCUGGGUGUGGAUCGCUAAGAGGAACAAGUAUACCAACGACGUGCUCUACUUCGGCUGGACGCCGGUCAUGGUGGCCAUGUUGAUCAGCAGCUGUGGCGGUCUCAUACUGGAGUUCAUGGUGUCACGCUUCGAGAACCUGACGGUGUUCCAACCGGUCAUCAAUGGUGUGGGCGGGAAUCUCGUGGCCGUCCAGGCCAGCAGGAUAUCCACGGCGCUUCAUAAGCAAGCGGAACUCGGCACGCUUCUAAUUCCACCGGGUCAUACGCAUCCUGUCAUCUUCAUCACACCCAUCGCCAAUUUCUUCGGGAAAGGUAUGCACGCCAGAACGACGAGAGUCCUGAUGGCGAUGGUAAUACCGGGUCACAUCAUUUUCAUUUACUUGAUCAAUUAUAUGAAAGACGGCGACACAUCGAUGACGCCGCUCUUCGUCUUCGUUUACCUGUGCGCAGCGAUGCUCCAGGUCGCGGCGCUCCUUUACAUCGCCUAUAUAAUGAUCCACUGGAUGUGGAAGCGUAAGAUCGAUCCCGACAACUCGGCGAUCCCGUACCUGACCGCGAUGGGUGAUUUGCUCGGGAUCAGUUUGCUCGCGAUUGCCUUCCAAUUUCUGUACCUGGUCGGAGAUCAAGAUUUCGACGCUCCCAUCACGCCCUGACCGUAGUAAUCACAGAUUGUAGAGUUUUCCGGCGGGCGGGUCGCGCAAAAGUUGAAGACCGAAUGGGCAUUCCUACGAGGCUGUGGUCGUCUGAAAGUAUACUCCAGCGAAUCAAUCUUCGAUCUACCAGUCCGCCGGCGAGUCCAACGGGUGGUCGGUCGCAAGAGUGACUGCCGUUUCACUUAUCGCGAGAACCGGCCGUAUUAUUUUCCUAAGAAGCCUGCUGCGAGAGCCGUUAUCCAUGCGGAUAUCACGACACUCGACAAUUGACGAAUUCCUCACGAAGACGAGCAAGCGGAGCUUCGGAGAUCCAGCACGACGAUAGACAAAAGCGAUGGAUCGUUAAUGCCUUGUCAGUCGAGUGGGCGUACUCAGGUUUUAAUUAGCUACUAAUAUAUCAGAAGAUAAUGCGAGAUUGAUGUGCGUUUCGAUAGCACAUGGCGAAUAAAUUUGCCUAGAGAGAUUGCAGGUGUCUCGAUAGUUACGGAAAUUUUUCAAGCGAUUGACUUGAUCGUCAGAAUUCAAAAGCCUACAGCAGCGAGAAUCGACCUCUUCUUCGAGGCUGACGAACCGAGAUAAUCAUAUUAGAUAUUGAAUUAUUUUGCACGUUAAAGUGACGGCGAUAAUUUUGCGAUUUUCUCGGCGAUAUAUUUGGCGAAAUAUCUUCCGUAUAGCGUAACUCACAGCCUAAGAAUUGUUGAUAUCACAACAGAGUUGAGCGAUUUUCAAGAUCCGCAAGAACGCACCAAAUUUGUCGCUGCAACGCGAAUGAAAAUCGAGGCGGGGAUUUUUUUCUAUUUUCCGGGUGUUGUGUCAGUGAAAAAGAGGGGCACAAUUCCGUGUGUACGACUCCGUGAACCAUCGAGGCUCAGCGAGAAUUCUGGUUCUUCUACGGAGCACGCGUGAAAGUGUCGGGGGGAGGGGGAGGUGAAGAAGAGUACGUGUAGUUGUAAUACCAACGCGUAUGUGUCUUCGAAUAGUUGCCUUCGUAUACGACGAAAUUUAGAUAGAUAUUAGAAGCUGCCACGCGACCUAUUUUUCGAAGUUCUUUAGGUGCUCUCGGAUUCGCUCGAUCUUCAAGUACAGUAUCCGCCGCGUAAACUCCUGCCGUAACUCGUGCGGUGCGUUCAAUCGAUAUUUAGUCUUCCUCCUGCACAGAGAAGAAGAAGAGAGAUAGCUAGUUUCAAAUUCCCUUCUCAAUUGACCGAAUCUAUCGAAAAGGUAAUCGAUUGCCACGAAUCCUGGUAAAUUCGAGAGCUGGCAAAACGCAGAAUCUCGUGUGACAGAGAGUGAUCAAUGACUUCACGUUCACUAUAGGCUAUCAUCAUUUAGCCCAAAGCCACGAGUCCAUUUUCUAAAGUUUCACGCGCGAAUUAGAUGUUUUGCGGAUGUAUCGUGAUGUUAUAUCGAAAGGAUCAGACGAAAAGUAUACGCGCGAUAUGGACACGCGAUAGUCGAAGCUUGAUGCCUAAAAUCGAGACGUAGAGACCAGACAGAAACUAAUUCAAAUUUUGCUCGCGCGUGCGCGAUUCAAAUCACACUUAGAAGUAUUACUAGCGAAAUAGCAAAUUCUGAAAUUGCAAAGGACGGACAAGGAUGAACCUUGGCGAAAUCGUUCGACGUUCACGACUCGAUAGCGCCGCUUCGAGGAGACAGCGAUCGGCAGCAUUUUAACGAAGCUGAAAAGUGCAUUUAGUUAACGUCUCGUUGCGGUCAACCGAUCGACCGAGUUGUACAGAUAAUUUGAUUCACCCUGACAUCGUUGCGAACGUGGCAUACGUACGACAACACGCUUUUGUGUUCAAAGAAACAGAGGGGGCAAACAAAGAGGCGGACGAGAAGGUUUUUUUUAUCAUUGUGACGGCGAUACUUCGGUCGAAGUUAGCUUCGUUCGAUAAAUCUGUCGGCUUGCGAUAGCACAUUGUAUAGUACGUAAAUUAGGAUAUCCCGUGGGAAGAGAGGUGUCGUCAUAUUCCCUUGUACAUAUUAUUGUAUAGCGCAUUACCCCGUAGAGGCGUCGCGCGCGUCGAAGACUAAUAUUUAGCCUUCGCGGCAGGGAGAAGGAUUUUCGCAUCCUAUCGCCUUUCGGCACAUACUUUCUCAGUAUUAUCGCUUUACCGUUGCUAUUGGAAUUGCAGUGCGUCUAUUAAUAGCAGAUAUCCGGUACCGCCGAGAGAACGGCCAACACGCGCUUUCCGAACACGUGUGCGCGCGCGUGUGUCUUUUGCGGUGAAAACUGCGUUCAAUAUCGAGAUUCGAUCGAGAUAGCACAAUACGUUUCGCCGGAAGGAGGAAAUUACAAGGGGGGGGGGGUGCACGACAAUUAACAAGUGCAUAAAUUCGUCCGACGUUCGCGCUGCCGAGAUAUUUUUCACUCGCCUUGAAGGUCUGACGGUAGCGUUGCUUCACGGUGCUUCUUUAUCAACGCGAUCGAAACAGCGUCGGGGGAUCUCGCGUAAGAUCCGAAAAAAGCACGAACUCGCACCUAUUUGUGACGCGAUGUUAGCUCUAUCAAGUCGCGUGCAUAUACUUGAUUAUGUGUGAUGAUUGAGCGCUCUCAAAUGUUUCAACGAGUUUCUCGCUCGUGGCGUCAAUGUGCGAACGUUAUAUAAAGCUUCAUUUUUUCUUUUUA